AUGACGGCCGCUCUUUGGGUGCUUUUGCUGUGCCUGGUGCUGCUGCUCCCCUCCGCAGCGCUUCCGAGGAAGGGGAGCCCUGACCCAGGAGCAAGAUGCCUCCAGGGGAUGGCUGAGGAUGGGGGCAUCGGCUGGGCCGGCCCCCUCCUGCACCCGUGGCCACUGGGGGGGCUGGAAGGGCCAGUGUGCAGGGUGCAAAUGGACCAGGACGGGCUGACCCCGAGGCACCUGGAAGUCGUGGGUGUUCUCACCCACUAUGAAAGCACCUUCAUCAAGGUGUUGAGACAACGCACCAGCUGGGAUGAAAGCUAUCUCGAGACCUUCGGGCUCUGCCCAGCCGGGGAGGUGGGAGCUGCUCUCCAUCCCCUGAAGCAUAUCCAUGCGCACGUGGUGGAGCCGGGGCAGGACCGCUUCCUCGUGCUGCAUCUGGAGGAAGGUUGCUCGGCGGCAAGAUCAAGGAUGACUGCUGCGGUUCGCCUCUUUUCUAAGCCUGACCCAGGAGCAAGAUGCCUCCAGGGGAUGGCUGAGGAUGGGGGCAUCGGCUGGGCCGGCCCCCGCCUGCACCCGUGGCCACUGGGGGGGCUGGAAGGGCCAGUGUGCAGGGUGCAAAUGGACCAGGACGGGCUGACCCCGAGGCACCUGGAAGUCGUGGGUGUUCUCACCCACUAUGAAAGCACCUUCAUCAAGGUGUUGAGACAACGCACCAGCUGGGAUGAAAGCUAUCUCGAGACCUUCGGGCUCUGCCCAGCCGGGGAGGUGGGAGCUGCUCUCCAUCCCCUGAAGCAUAUCCAUGCGCACGUGGUGGAGCCGGGGCAGGACCGCUUCCUCGUGCUGCAUCUGGAGGAAGCGAGCCUCUGCCUCACCAGGGACACGCAGUACCUGGUCCUGGGAGCCACCGCAGCAUCUGUCACCCGCACCAGCGAGCACCUCAGCUUCGAGGCUUCGCUGGCCAUCAGGGCCGGCGGGGAGGGAGGUGCCCCCUUGUCCCCCACGGAGACCCAGCAGCUCCUUUUCGGCUCUGAUGACAAGUGUUUCACCAGGAUGACCCCCGUGCUGCUCCUGCUGGCCAAGUCACGGCAGGAGGAGGAGGAGGAGGAGGAGGCGGCUUUGGUCCCUUCUUCCUACCUCUCUGCUGAUGGGGUGGUGGACACAGCUCCGUACCCGCAGCUCAGCCCACCCCAGGCCAGGACCAAGGAGCUGCUGUCCCCCACUGCCCCGAGCCAAACCAACGCUUCAUCCCCGGUGCCCGGUGGCAGCAGCCAGUUCCUGGGCAUCUUGACCCAGUUCAUCCGCCAGGUCCUGAGCUCCUCCAGCAAGCCGCCCACCCAGCCCAGCUCCCACCACUGGCUGGACUUCCAGGUGAUGGAGACCCUCCCCCAUCAGCUGCUCCACUUGUCGGAGGAGGCGGCGCUGGAGCGGCUGGUGCAGUCGGAGGAGCCCUCGGUGCUGCUUUUCCCCCAGGACAGCGGAGCUGUGCUGGAGCAGCACUUGGGGGACUGGCAGCCGGAGGGGACCGUGCUGCAGCUGCUGAUGGGCAAGCUGCAGGCGGUGAUCCAGGAGCUGAGGGACAUCCCAGCUUUCCAAGCCAACACGGGGCUUUUCCAGCAUCUCCUGAGCUUCUGCUACUACCCGCCGGGGCCGGCUGAGGGUCAAGCCGGCGAGCGGCCCCCUCCCUCACCCCCAUCCUGUCCCCUCCAUGGCUGUGCCAUUCCCUGCUGCGUCCCCGUCCGCUACUCGGACCAGCUCAUUAUCAGCCUCUCCACGGAGGGGCUGGAGGUCCGCAAGUUCCCCAACAUGGUGGCAGAGGAGUGCGGCUGUCGGUAG
Molecule: messenger RNA, 1824 nt
Organism: Charadrius vociferus (killdeer)
Lineage: Eukaryota; Metazoa; Chordata; Aves; Charadriiformes; Charadriidae
Gene: AMH
Product: anti-Mullerian hormone
Exons: 9
Coding region: 1-1824 (607 amino acids)
Biological process (GO): gonad development; Mullerian duct regression
Molecular function (GO): growth factor activity
Source: RefSeq, a predicted model, not a curated record